Messenger RNA from Linum tenue, 3134 nucleotides. Lineage: Eukaryota; Viridiplantae; Streptophyta; Magnoliopsida; Malpighiales; Linaceae. The record is from the annotation of a GenBank genome assembly.
CAGAAUCAAAGUAAAAGAGAGCAACCCAAACAUUUUGUGCCGUCGCCUCCACCGCAGAAAUUCAACUUCGACUCCACAACGCCAGCUGCGCAACCGUCGCCGACUGCGAUGGCGGCGAUCAGCGUCUUGAACGUAGCGGAGAAGCCGUCGGUGGCAAAGUCAGUAGCCGGCAUACUAUCCCGGAACCAGUUCCGGACGAGGGAAGGGCGCUCGCGAUACAACAAAAUCUUCGAGUUCAAUUACUCAAUCAACGGCCAGCAGUGCCACAUGCUCAUGACCUCCGUCACCGGCCAUCUCAUGGAGCUGGACUUCGACGACCGCUUCCGCAAGUGGCAUUCAUGCGAUCCCACCGACCUCUACACCGCUCCCGUCCGUAAAUUCGUUCCCGAGGACAAGAAAGAUAUAAAGAGAUCACUGGAAGAGGAAGCGAGAAGAUGUCAGUGGCUUGUUCUGUGGCUCGAUUGCGAUAGAGAGGGAGAGAACAUCGCGUUUGAAGUAAUGGAAGUUUGUAGAGCAGCAAAUUCACGUCUUACAGUACGGAGAGCUCGUUUCUCAUCUCUAAUUGAGAGGGAAAUUCAUCAAUCUGUUCAGAAUCUUGUUGCUCCAAAUCAGUGGUUUUCCGACGCUGUUGAUGCUAGGCAAGAAAUUGAUCUGCGCAUUGGCGCUUCCUUCACUAGGUUCCAGACAAUGCUAUUGAGAGAUAAGUUUGUCAUUAACUACGCGCAGGAUGAAAGGAAUCUUAUCCUAAGUUAUGGGCCUUGUCAGUUUCCUACCCUGGGUUUCAUUGUGGAGCGGUAUUGGGAGAUACAAUCACAUGAGCCAGAAGAGUUUUGGACCAUCAACUGUACUCAUAACUCUGAUGAAGGCAUUGCUACUUUCAACUGGACGCGUGGACAUCUUUUUGACUACAUUUCUGUGGUUACUCUGUAUGAAAUGUGCGUUGAGGAACCAACUGCAACGGUGACAAAAGUUCAAAAGCAGGAGAGACUUAAGCAUCCUCCAUUUCCUUUGAGCACAGUUGAGCUUGGGAAACGAGCUUCACGAUACUUCCGGAUGAGUUCUGAGCAGACCAUGAAGGUUGCUGAAGAUCUAUACCAAUCUGGUUUCAUUAGUUAUCCUCGUACCGAGACUGAUAGCUUCUCUAGCGGGACUGACCUGCGGGCCAUUGUACAAGAGCAAGCGGGCCAUCCUUCAUGGGGUUCAUAUGCACAAAGGUUGUUAGAUCCUGAAGCAGAACUCUGGAGAAACCCUGGUAACGGAGGACAUGAUGAUAAGGCUCAUCCACCCAUUCAUCCAACCAAAUAUUCUUCCGGGGAGUCAGGCUGGAGUCAAGACCACCAUAAAGUAUAUGAGUUUGUGGUUCGCCAUUUUCUGGCCUGUGUUUCAAGACCCGCUGUAGGGGCUGAAACCACCGUUGAAAUUGAUAUUGCCGGUGAGCUGUUUUGUGCAUCAGGGAGGAUGAUACUAGCCAAAAAUUACUUGGAUGUCUACCGGUUUGAGUCCUGGGGAAAUUCAAUGCUUCCAACCUAUGAUCAAGGACAACAGUUCAUUCCAACCACGCUUACCCUUGAUUCGGGAAUCACUAGGCCACCACCUUUGCUGAGUGAAGCUGAUUUACUAGGUUGUAUGGAUAAGGCAGGUAUUGGCACAGAUGCAACAAUGCAUGAUCACAUAAAGAAGCUGCUAGAUCGGUUCUAUGUGACUAAGGAUGCAAAUACACGUUUCUCACCAACUAAUCUUGGCGAGGCUUUAGUCAUGGGAUAUGAUGAAAUGGGGUAUGAGCUUUGGAAACCAAAUCUUCGGUCGAUGAUGGAAUAUGAUAUGAAGGAAGUAAGUGUGGGCCAUAAAAGUAAAGCUGACGUUCUAGCUACUUCCUUACAACAAAUGAAAGCUUGCUUCAUAGAUGCCAAGUUGAACAGAACAAAACUCUUGGAAGCUAUGGAUGUUUUCUUUGAAAGAACUGAUAGAUCUGCUUCAGAUGCCCAAUAUGCAACAGGGGAAAUUGUUCGCUUAUGUGGGUUGUGCCAGGAGUCAAAUAUGGUGUUGAAGCGAAACCGGGACAACAAGUUCAUGGUUGGAUGCUCGGGAUUCCCACAGUGCAGGAAUGUUGUCUGGCUCCCGGGACCUGUAUUAGAGGCCACCGUAACCACCAACGUUUGUGGUUCCUGCACUCCAGGUCCUGUUUAUUUGAUUCAGUUCAAGUUUCGGCAGCUGGAAAUACCACCGGGAUUCAAUGUGGAGCAUUUGGGCUGCAUCGGUGGCUGCGACCAAACUCUCAGAGAGCUGACAGAGAUGUGUGGAACUGGUACCCGUGGACAAGUUGCAGCUGCAGCAGCAGCAGCAGGAGGAGGAAGAGGCCGAGGUGCUGCUCCAACACGCAGCAACCCACGACAAGGACAGAACCCUUGCAUAUACUGUAACCAACCUGGCCAUGCUUCAAUGGACUGCCCAUCGCAGCAGCAGUCAGCACCACCUCGUAGUGCUCGAUCUCGUGGAACGAAUCAACAAAACGAACAAUCUGCAUCGUCAGUUACAUGCACAACCUGUGGAGCGCCAUGCACGUUGCGAACAGCAAACACGGAGGCCAACAGAGGGAGGAAGUUCUACUCUUGUAACUCGCAGGCUUGCAACUUCUUCGCGUGGGAGGAUAGUCUUGCAAAUGGCGGUGGGCCCCAGAGAAGUGUCCCGCGAGCAAAUGGCUCGAGGGGUUCUAGCUCAGCAACCGCCGGCCGCAGGAGGGGCGGGGGUGGCGGCGGAAGAGGUGGAGGUGGCGGUGGCGGUAGCAGAGGAAGAGGAGUGCAGAACGGAUUCGUGUCGGCGCGGGAUGCCACAUUCGUCUCGGCGACAGGCGAGGAAUUGUCAGGCAGAAGGUGCUACGUGUGCGGUGAUCCUUCCCAUUUCGCGAAUUCCUGUCCUAAUCGAGGUUCUUGAGGGGUAAAAAAACAAGAUGCUAAGCUCACGCUGCAGUCUCAAAACUAGUAAUAGAUGAAAACAAAAAGAGAAAAAGAUAAAAAGAUUUGUACUUUUAGAUUGCUUUUCAAUUUGUAUCUAUAUUUUUCAAACGAAUUAUGAAAAUGGAUUGAGAUUUAUUUCGGUAAAUUAUAAGUAUGUUCACUAAUAUUACCUAAAAAGUU